Messenger RNA from Linnemannia hyalina, 618 nucleotides. NCBI's taxonomy places the organism in Eukaryota, Fungi, Mortierellomycota, Mortierellomycetes, Mortierellales, Mortierellaceae. The record is from the annotation of a GenBank genome assembly.
AUGCCGGCAUUCUCGUCAUCCAAGCAGCAGAUCGACCGACUCUAUCUCGACACCACUUGCUGUCAUCCUGCCUUUGAAAAGUUCCCCAGCAGAGAAUAUGCAAUAUCGGACUUGGUGACUUUUAUUAAUCGGAGACCACGACUGGCGCAUUACUACAUCGACGCCUGGACGUUUGGAUAUGAGGACAUUUGGAUCGGGCUCUCCAAGGCGUUUCACACGAAAAUCCACGUCUCGCCCUACCUCUACGAACUUUACGAGGCCAUUGACGAUUUAAUUUCACCCAAGAUCUUGCCACAUCUGACAGUCGACGGAUCCACUGCCAGGUUUCAUUCGUGUCGAUUGGACAAGACUUGCGGAUAUGGAGGAGCAGGAGGCGAGCAUGCUGGGUCGAGGAUGCUUAUUCGAAUCCAGCCGAAUGUUUCUUGGUUUUCGCCAUUGCUUCGACAGGGACGACAGGAUGUUGAGGAAGGGAUUAUUGCGAAAGGUAUUGUCACCGGAAGGAGCAAUACUUACACGAUCAAGGAACGAUUGCCGCCGUCCAUCGGAAAGCGUGAUGACCUAUUCUAUGUAACGCGACCUUUUGUCUUCUCCUCGCUUGACUUAUUGCACACCGUGUAA